Messenger RNA from Cryptosporidium muris RN66, 1668 nucleotides. RefSeq names its product splicing factor, CC1-like family domain-containing protein. The coding region runs from base 1 to 1668 and encodes 555 amino acids. The transcript has a single exon. Gene Ontology annotation, molecular function: RNA binding. Lineage: Eukaryota; Apicomplexa; Conoidasida; Eucoccidiorida; Cryptosporidiidae. Gene Ontology annotation, cellular component: nucleus. The record is from RefSeq and is a predicted model, not a curated record. Gene Ontology annotation, biological process: mRNA processing.
AUGCAUAAUUUGCAAUCUAUGCGUAAGAAUAAAAGAUAUAGAUCUCGUUCUCACUCUUUACUGGACUCAGUAGAUAAUAACAGCUUUGGUGAUAGUAUUGAAUGUAAAAGAAGAUUUAAUAAGUGUGAAAACUUUGUAAGAGAUACUUCAGGUUAUAGCAAAUAUUCAAAAUCACAUAGACAUUAUAGAGAUCAUGCUGAAGUGGAUCAUUCAAGUGAAGAAGAAGAUUUUCUAAGAAGAAAAAAAAAUUACUACAAACAAAAUGAAAAGAAAGUCAAGAAUUACAACAGUAAUGAUGAUAAAUAUACCAAAUAUAGAUUUCGUAGCAAGGAAUCAGAUUGUAGUGAAGGAAGCUAUGAAGGGAAUAGAGGUUCCUUUGAAUAUAAUCAUUUCAAAUAUAAACGUGAUUAUAAAUUAAAAUACUAUCGAGAUUCAAAAUAUGAUAAUAGAACUACUACUUACAACCAUUGGGAUUCAAGUGAUAUAUAUAAGGGAAAUAAUAAUGGAAAAAAAGAAAGAUAUAAAAGUGAAUUUGAUGCAUCUAAAGUUGCGGAACUAAAUAGGGUAAAACGUGAUUUGGAAGUCUCAAGUAGAGAUGACCUAACAGUUCUUGUACUUAAUCUAAAUUUAAAUGCUGCUGAGUAUGAUGUUUAUGAAUUUUUUGCAGCGCAUGCAGGAAAUGUCCGUGAUAUUCGAAUAAUUAGAGAUCAAAGAUCUGGUAGAUCAAAGGGUGUUUGUUAUGUAGAGUUUUACACAGCUGAAUCUGUAAUUAAAGCCUUAAAGUUAAGUGGUCAGAGUAUAAUGAAUAGUCCUGUUACAAUACAAGCCUCACAAGCUGAAAAAAAUAGGGCUGCAAAGUUAGCAAAAUUACAAGAACUAGAAGCUGAAAUAGUUCCAUUAAAACUUUAUGUUGGUGGUUUAGUAGAUCAUCUCAGUAAAUUAACUGAAGAUGAAAUUAAUAAGUUAUUUAGAACAUUUGGUCCUAUUAAAUCUGUAGAGAUACCAAGAGAUCCUCAUACAGAUAAACAUCAAGGUUUUGCAUAUGUAACAUUUCAAAAAACAAUAGAUGGUCAUGAAGCUAUGAGAGCUUUAAAUAACUAUGAAAUUGCAGGACAAAGAAUUACUGUAGCUCUUUCUGUGGAUACUCCAACUAAUAAUUCUAUUGGAUCUACUUCAAGUAUUAAUGUUAUGUCAUAUGCACCAUCAAUUUCAAUAGAUUUAUAUGGUGAUACAGAAAAAUUGGAGGAUGUAGAUGGUGGUUUAUUAAGUGGAGCUUCCUCUCGUUCUAUAUUAAUGAAAAAACUUCAAGAACGUGAAUUUGGACGUACUGAGACUCAAUUAAUUCCUCAAGAUGAAAUACUAAAAACUAGUUCUAGAUGUCUUGUAUUAGGUAAUAUGUUCACUAGAGAAGAAAUUUUGGAUUCAAAAGGAGAUAUUGAUAUCAUAACUCUUGAAGAAAUAGAAAAAGAUGUUGAAUCUGAAUGUAAAAAGUAUGGUGAAGUUUUAGAAUGCCGUAUUGAUCAUAAAAAAUGUGAUGGAAAAGUAUGGAUAAAAUAUAAAGAAGCUAUCUAUGCUAAAAAGGCAUCUCAAGCUUUCAAAGGAAGGUUUUUUGGUGGUAGACCUGUUCAAAUAGAUCUUGUUUCAGAAGAUACAUUUCCAAUAAUAUAA